AUGGCAAUGAUGCGGCGUGGCUGUCCAUUCCUUUUUCUAUUACGACUUCUGUCGCAAGUGGUUAUUUCUGUAGCAACCUCAAAAGGUCUAACAUUCUCUAUUACUUUUAAUCCUCCGUACGUCCACGACUUAGUUACUGGUGAGAGUGCGGUAGUACGUAUGACCCUUAACAACGAUGGCCAUAACAAGUCUCAUUUAGCCACUAUAUCAAAGGCUAUUGUUUUGAAGUCUAUGAACGAAGAAAUUGUAUCUAUAUCCAGCAAAGAUGAGGAUUGGUUAUACAGUCAGCUGGAUCCUAAUGACUCAAAUUCUCCUUUCCAUUAUCAGAAAAACUUCACGAUGAGAGGCAAUUUUUUGGGAAAAACGGCAAUUUGUGUUCGGCUUUCUGUAGCAGACGAUUUACUGGAGCCAGGCGAUGCAGAUUACAAAGAACUGCCGCGUGAAUGUACACUAAAAAGUAAAAAUAUGUUUGAUGUCUGGGUCAUACAACAACGAGGGCGUGUAGUUAAUCAUAUAUUUCUAUCAACGCUGGUGCUGCUGAUUGUAAUAGCAAAUGUACUCAUGGGUUGUGAGCUUGACUUAAACUUGGUUUUGGAGACGCUAAAGAAGCCCAUUCCUCCUCUUAUUGGUUUCUGUACACAGUUCAUCGCUAUGCCAUUGCUAGCGUACAGCAUCGCAACCAUAGUUUUCAUGAGCGAAGGGCUACACUCUUUCGCGCUGGGUCUUUUUGUCUGUGGUUGUGCUCCUGGAGGUGGCGCGAGUAAUUAUUGGACAUUGUUGCUAGAUGGAGACCUUCCAGUGUCAAUCACUAUGACUUUCUUAAGCACGACUGCAGCUCUAGUGUUAAUGCCGGCGUGGAUGUGGGCUUUAGGAUCACAUUUCUUGCGCAGUUAUGAUGCAGGGUAUCAGAUAAAGAUGCCAUACGCCAAAAUUAUCUCAUCAUUGUUCACUUUGUUUAUACCUUUAAUGAUCGGAAUUAUGUUAACACGAUGGAGGCCGACAAUUCAAACCAAAGUCCGAAAGGUUAUGCGCCCGUUCCUCAUUUUCGUUCUUGUUUUCCUAGUUUGUUUUGGGGCAGCUGCCAAUUUAUAUAUGUUCAAGCUUCUAACGUGGACAGCUCUUUUAGGAGGAUUGUUGUUGCCUUGGUGCGGUUUUACAGUUGGCUGCUUUGCAUCACUUUUUACACGUCAGAGUCCAAAGGUGGUGACUGCUGUAGCAAUCGAAACUGGAAUUCAAAAUACAGGGAUCGCAAUAAUGUUGCUAAAGUUUUCUUUUCCUGAGCCUGAUUCUGAUAUUAGUGCACUAAUCCCUGUUAUCUGCGCCAGCUUCACGCCUAUCCCGCUUCUUGUCAUGGUCAUGGUACAUGAGACCAUCAAAUACAUUAAGAAGCGCCGUCAGCCUAGUUUACAAGACACGGAAGCAACGAAAAAAUUAAACUAUGGAGAGCGCAUGAUACCUCCGGCAGAACUGAUUAUCAGGAAGCCGGAAGAAGAUGUGUCCGUUGCUGCAUUAUGA
This is a messenger RNA of Enterobius vermicularis (human pinworm), 1515 nucleotides long. The record is from the annotation of a GenBank genome assembly. Lineage: Eukaryota; Metazoa; Nematoda; Chromadorea; Rhabditida; Oxyuridae.